UCUCUCUUUUCUUCUCUCGCCUGACGGUGACAAGCUGUUCCUCUGUCCCUCUGGGUGACUCCCUCUCUUGUCUGCACUCCUCUCUCCUCCCCUCCCUCUCUCUCUCUCUCUCUCUCGCCCUCUCUCCACCUGUUGAUGCUAUUGUUGCUCAGCCAGCAGUCUGGUCUUUUAUUUUUUUACUCCGCUCAUUUUACACACCCCUCUUUUAUUCUUCACUUUCUCCAUUUUUUUCAUCACCAGUCACUUUUUCUCUUGGAGGAUAUAUAAACGGGAAGAAGAGAGAAGAAGGUUUAGAACAACAUAAGAACUUUGACACUCACCAUCACACACUUACACACACAACUCAAGCACUUUAAGGAGUGAAAGAAAUUGGAACUUGCUCUAAAAGGAACAAUUACAUUCUCAAAUUAUUAGUAGUGCACAUUUAAACUCAUCCACUCCUUUUAUUUUCAGGACAGUGCAAAAAUUAUCUUCUACUUGGGAUAAACACCUUCAGUAUUGGAUCACAACUGCUGGCAGGAAUGAUGUCUGUGUCUCUGUGGUGUGAGGAGGAGGGCCAGGACAGGACUCAGGGUCGGGAGUCUUCGGUCAGAGCCCCCUGGGACCCAAGUGCCUCUGGAUUGAGGGUUAUUCAGAGACUUCUGCAGUCAGAGGAGAGGUACCUGCCCUCUUCACUCUACAUAUCCCUCAUCCAGAGAGAACCUCAGCGCAGAGAGGAGCUCGUCAAGUGGACCAUGGAGGUGUGCUAUGAAUGUGAAUGCGAUGAGCUUGUCUUCCCACUGGCUGUCUCCCUGUUGGAUCGAUAUCUGUCAGUCACUCUAUCUAUGCCUAUUUCUCCAUCUUGUCUGGCUGCAGCUUGUAUCCUGGUGGCCUCCAAGCUAACAGAAAGUGACACAGUUAGUGCAGAUACCCUCUGUGCAACAGCAGAGUAUGACUUCCUCUCCUCAAACCUACGGGAAAUGGAGCGUGUUGUCCUGGCGACCUUAAGGUGGGAUGUGGCAGCAAUGACCCCUCAAGACUUUAUCCCUCACUUCCUUCGCACUCUCUGUGAACUGAAGGAUGGUGACACAAAUACAGGAGACUUUCUUUCAACAUUGAGACGUCAUAGUGACUCACUUGUUGCCAUGUGUGUGUGUGACUCUCGUUUUCUGGGAACGCCUCCAUCUCUGGUUGCUGCAGCCGCUUUGAACUCUGCCCUUCGAGGUUUAAGGGCCAAGAGUGCUGGAGAACUGACUGUCAUGACUUCUGCCCUGGCUACACUAUGUCAGACUGAUGUGGCUGUGUUGCAGUGCUGUACUGAUCUGAUUGAGGGAGCUCUCAGGGAGAGAUUGAGAAAUGGAGCACAAGAAGAAAAAGAUGCUGAUAUUGAAGAUGAAAGAGCCAGCACCCCCACAGACCUAAGAGAAAUAGACUUUUAAAGCAGGGUUAUUUUAUGAGUGAUAUUUAUUGAGACUGCUUGUUUGCAGUCUCACUGUAAUUUAUCAGUAAAACUGAUUUCAACACAAUGUGACAUUUAUGUUUUGUCUUAUGUAACUUUUGAAGUGAUCUAAUUUAUAAUCAGUUUUAUUUAUAUGCUUGAGGGAUUAUUUACUUGUGGAGUACUUAUUUUGAGAAUAUUUACUUGUCCCCUAUUUAUUGCCAUAUCUGUUAU
Molecule: messenger RNA, 1651 nt
Organism: Xyrauchen texanus (razorback sucker)
Lineage: Eukaryota; Metazoa; Chordata; Actinopteri; Cypriniformes; Catostomidae
Gene: ccndx
Product: cyclin Dx
Exons: 4
Coding region: 522-1418 (298 amino acids)
Biological process (GO): regulation of cyclin-dependent protein serine/threonine kinase activity; mitotic cell cycle phase transition; positive regulation of G1/S transition of mitotic cell cycle
Cellular component (GO): cytoplasm; nucleus; cyclin-dependent protein kinase holoenzyme complex
Molecular function (GO): cyclin-dependent protein serine/threonine kinase regulator activity
Source: RefSeq, a predicted model, not a curated record